Bombus pascuorum is the source of this 4042-nucleotide messenger RNA. RefSeq names its product tubulin--tyrosine ligase-like protein 12 (gene TTLL12). Lineage: Eukaryota; Metazoa; Arthropoda; Insecta; Hymenoptera; Apidae. Gene Ontology annotation, biological process: protein modification process. The record is from RefSeq and is a predicted model, not a curated record. The coding region runs from base 308 to 2164 and encodes 618 amino acids. The transcript has 2 exons.
CGACGGUGCAAUCGGUGUUCUUUUUGUGCAAUUAUCGAAUGUUUCUGUAUAUUCGAAAUUGUUACGAAAAGUAAACGAUUCAAUUAAAAAAUAAAUGCAAAUAUUUUAUACUAAAAUAUGAUUAGAGACACCAUUGUAAUCAUAACAUUUACACAUAUGUAAAUGUUUCAAUGUGAAAGGAGAGGUUAUGUUUUGCAGAAUUUUCGUGAUUUUGUAAAAUUCAGAAUUUAUAUAAAUAUUCGCUUUGAAAAUUAAUAUAUUUGUAGUUAUUGAUAGGAAGAUUUAGAUUAUAUUUGAGUUGUAUACAAUGGACGGAGUAGGAUUAUUUAAUACUUUUCUUCAAACACACCAACCUCAAUUAGAAUCUUCUGGGGUACCAAGAAUAUAUUGGCACAUUUUAUUUAAAAAACUUCAGUACCAGAUAUUUGAUUCAGGUCUAAUAUUUCAAUUAAUGAGAAUUGAUUACGAUAGUGAUGAGAAGGGUGAAAAGGAUCCUAUUUGGAAGCUCUUUGUUUGUCAUAAGGAAGGCAUUGCUGUUAAGGACCCAAACAAUAUUUAUUUGAUAGAUCAUGCAUGGACAUAUGAUAUUAGCAAUGCAAGGCAAAAUUUAUCAACUAUUCCAGAUCUAUUAGAUCGUAUGUGUUCCUUAAUGGGUUUUGACAUAGAUGCAGAGGAAGAUGAAAAGAUAGAAUUUGUAUUAAAUGAAAUGUGGAGGUAUAACCAAUCUUUUUCUAUAAAUAGUGGUUCUAUAGAGGAUAGAAUGCCAGUUUGGUAUAUUAUGGAUGAAGUGGGAUCAGCAAUAAAUCAUAGUGAUAACCCCAACUUUAGAACAGUGCCUUUCUUGUAUUUACCAGAUGGUGUUACUUAUACACUUUUGUUUCCUUUAAAAGAUGUUAAUUACGAAGAUGAAGUUACAAGAAAUUUUAUAGAAGGACAAACAAAGGACCAAAGGAAACAGAGAGCGUUAUUGUUACCUUGGAUAGAAAUAUCAUUUAUCGAAGAAAGCUUCUUACAAAUAGAACCAGAUGAACAAUACUUUUUGGCAAAUCAUAUUCAUGAAAGUUUACCGGAAGAAGUGAAUUCUAAGUCUCUUGAAAGAGCUAAAGGUACGAAAUUAAAAGUUUUUUCACAAUAUACAUAUGUAAAUGAAUACCUAAAUGAUCCUGCAUUUGAAAUUGUGGUUAAUGAAGACCAGGCAGAUAUUUUAUGGUACACCUCACAUUUCAAAGACUAUAAAAGAUUAAGCAUACAAUCACCGUAUGUUUUUAUAAACCAAUUUCCAUUUGAAAAUGUUCUAACUGUUAAAGAUUUAUUGUCGAUUAUAUGUAGAAGAAAAGCAGGUGAAAGAUACUUCAAUCCCAAUACACUCGAAACUUAUCCAAUUUGGCUACCAACUACUUACAACCUAAGUGUAGAAUUAGUGCAAUUUGUUGCAUACUUUGAACGGAGGAAAUUAAUGAAUUUAGAUAAUCAUUGGAUUUGUAAACCUUGGAAUCUAGCUAGAGGAUUAGAUACACACGUUACGAAAAAUUUGUACCAUAUAUUACGAUUGCCUAGCACAGGUCCGAAGAUAGCGCAAAAAUAUAUUACAAAUCCUGUUUUGUAUGACAGACCGGAAAUCGGAAAAGUAAAGUUCGACAUACGAUACGUAGUAAUGCUCAAAUGUGUACAACCUCUACAAGUGUUCGUCUACAAAAAUUUCUUCUUAAGAUUUGCGAAUAAGGAAUUCGCUUUAAAUAAUUUCGACGUGUACGAACAACAUUUUACAGUUAUGAAUUAUUCAGAAGAUGUACCACUUUGUCACAUAAAGUGCGCGGACUUUAUCUUGGAAUGGGAGAGGCAAUACCCCGACUUUUCAUGGAAUAAAUGUGUCGAGCCAAAAAUCUUGCACAUGUUUAGAGAGGUUUUCGAAGCUGCAGUCGCACUAAAACCACCGAAAGGAAUUGCGGGAAAUCCACAAAGUAGGGCUGUAUACGCGAUCGAUUUGAUUCUCGAAUGGAAAGAGGAGAUGAUACAGCCUAUGUUAUUGGAAAUUAACUUUGCACCUGACUGUAAACGAGCAUGCGAAUAUUAUCCAAAUUUUUACAACGAUAUAUUCAAAUGCCUGUUUUUGAAUUUUGAUAAUCCGGAAGUAUUUCACGAUUUGCGCUUACGGCAGGAUUAAAUUCUUUAUGCAUAAAUCGAAAUACAGUUGCCUAAGUGCAUGCUCGAACUAUAAAUAUCGAGAAACUAUUAACGGUCGUUUUAUGGUCAACGUUGUGGCCAAACACAUUUAUUUAUUCAAAGCAGGAGAGUUCCGUGUUUCGUAUGCGGUAAUGAGCUGAAGUAGAUCCAGUAAAUCUGCAUAUGCGAACGUUAAGGGUAUAUUUGCCCCGUAAAUAAUUUGCACCUCCCAUAACUUGACGCUAUAACGGGAAGACUAUUGUAGUACCUAAUGGAAUAAUAAACGAGACAGCAAUUGGAACAGUUUCACGACUGUCCACUUUGGUCAUCGUGUAUCCACGAGUGCUUGAUUAAUGCAGAAAGAUACUCAUAACGAUAAUGCUAACUUUUUAGCGAUAUCAUUUUUCCCGUGAAAAUACAAUGAAUACGCAAUAAAGGUCGAAUAUAUCGAAGCAUACGCAGUCGAUCUUAAUUAUUUCUUCGAUCAUCCAUCUGUGAUUAUUUGUUUAAUAUUUCAUGUUGAGUUUUUCAAUUACCCCAGAUGUAUUAAAUAUAAAAUCAAGCCUCCUGAAGAAAAAAUUGCAUUGGAUCUAUAAAUUCAGCCAGCGCUUGUAUUUUCCUCCGUUAUUUUCGUCGUUCUAUUUCCUACUGUGUACAUUUAUUUUUACAUAGCUGCAGCCUUUUUAUCGUGUUAUUUUAUGCUGUCGACGUGACGACACGAUUUUAUCGUUUACCUUCGGAUUUCAAAUGGUAGCCAGAAAGUUGACUGUUACCUGCUGCGUUCGCUUAUACUUUUCAUGCAAAUUAUUUUGUUUUCAAUCGACGAUUAUCAGUAGAUUUUUAUUGAGUACGACGAGUUUUAUACCGGCGUAUAUUUUUACGUACGUAUAUUAAUCCGCAGUUUCGUCUCGCGUGCGAGGACAUAAUCAACCGCAACGAUUAUUUCUUUAUUUCAUUUUGCGGCGUUACUAGUCGAAUCACGUUUUACUGACAAUCGUUUCGUGAUAACAUUGAGCUUACGCCAUGGUAUUUUGUUAAUUAUCGUUCCGUUCGUUAUUUGGUUAUUUCGAAACGAGAUUUGCGGUGCUUGUACUCAAUUGAAAAAGCUUUGUCUCCGAACUUUCUAGUACAAAGCUCGUCCCGUGCAAUUAUACAAACGUAUCAACGCUCGAAUUUAAUGUUGUUAUGCACUCGGAUAACGUAGAGCUAUUUUACUUACGGUAUUUCGUUUGAUACGAUUCAGCGGAUAUUAAAUUAUAAUUACUUUAUAAAGAAAAUGUAUUUCGAGACGGAAAAUCGAUGUAAAACAGCGCUCAGAGAAUAUUAUGGUUCAGUCAGGCUAUACAUAAUGUAGUCCAUAGACCUGGAAUAGCUACAUAACUUUUAAUACCAGCGAGCAAAGUUUAAAAAAAAAUAGCGAUGGUUAAAGAAGUAAUUAUAUAACAUCUCCUGUGAACACUUUUCAGCAGAUGCAACAAUAAGCACAAUAGCUGAUCAGUGUCUUCUAAUCGCGGUCGAUGGUACAAAAUAAUUUACGCUUUAAUGCUUCGUAGGAUUUACUUUUCUUUUUUUUUCGUAAUUUUAAAAAGCCGACACAUCAUUCAAAGCAGAGCCAAGGUAAAAAAGUAAAGAAUCCCACGGCUUGAACGCUAUGUCGUGAUCCUUCUUCUUGUUCUUUUUUUCCAUCGGACCGAUUAUAUUUCACCCUCCACUGGGCGUCCUCCCUCCAGUCAGGACUAGUGCGUGCGGCUCCAGGUAGUCGGCUCCGUUCUAUCGUACCUUGCAUUCCCGAAUGUUACGUCUGCGGGGUAGUCGCACCACUUACAUACGUCUGUGCAUUACGGCUAUACCUAUAUUCGUUUCCGUGAAUUACGUAUCG